CUCGGAAGCUAGUCUACUGCCUCAGAAUGCCCACAGAUGAACACCGGGUGAAGGUUGGAGUCAGCUGGUUAACGAAGACUGCGAUCGACUCACUUGCCUCCGUGCAAAACGCAGAGUAUGUUGCUGAAGCCUGAAGCAUCCAGCUGAAUCGCUGUGCUGUGCCUGUAGGUGGCCAACUCAUUUCCUCCCCCAACUCCCAUGGGCGACUACGGCACCGCCACCAACCCCUCCUCGCCGCCCGCGGCCAUGGAUCCCGACUCCGAGGUGACCUUCGACUUCCUGCCCUACCUCUGCCAGUACAAGAGCGGCCGCAUCCACCGCCCCGGCGGCUCCCCAACGGUCCCCGCCGGCACGGACCCCGCCACCGGCGUCGUCUCCAAGGACGUCCGCGCCGGCCCCGCCUCCGUCCGCAUCUACCUCCCGCCCGGCGCCGCCGGCAAGAUCCCGGUCGUCGUCUACUUCCACGGCGGCGGCUUCGUGGUCGGCUCGCCGGCGCGGCCGAGCACGCACAACUACCUCGUCGACCUGGUGGCCCGCUCGGGCGCCAUCGUCGUGUCCGUCUACUACCGCCUCGCGCCGGAGCACAAGCUCCCCGCCGCGUACGACGACGGGUGGGCGGGGCUGCGGUGGGCGGCCACGCUCGGCGGCGGCGAGGAGCCCUGGCUGCUGGACCACGCCGACCUCACCCGCGUGUUCCUGGUCGGCUGCAGCGCCGGCGCCAACAUCGCGCACAACACCGCCGUGCGGGCCUCGGCCCCCGGCGCGCUCCCGGACGGCGUGGCCCUCCGCGGGCUCGCGCUGGUGCACCCGUACUUCACGGGCAGGGAGGCCGUCGGCGGCGAGGUCGCGUUCGGCCCCGAGAUCCGGGGGUACAUGGACCGCACGUGGCGCUUCGUGGUCUCGGAGACGGUGGGGCUGGACGACCCGCGCGUGUGCCCGUUCGUGGACGACGCCGCCCGCCGGGCCUCCGCCGGGAUCCCGUGCGAGCGUGUGCUCGUGUGCGUCGCCGAGAACGACUUCCUGCUCAGGGAGCGCGGGCUCUGGUACCACCGGGAGCUCAAGGCCAGCGGGUACGCCGGCGAGCUGGAGAUCUUCGAGUCUAAGGGCGUCGGCCACGCGUUCCACUUCGACCUGCUCGGCUCCGAGCAGGGCGUCCAGCUGCAGGAGCGGACCGUCGCUUUCAUCAACAAAUGAAUGGAAUCUCGGCUCCUGAUGUCGACAAGGGUUCAUGAAGAUAUAUUAUUGUCUAUUUCUCAUGAAAUAAGUGUUUAUGAGUUUUGUGCUACCAUCGAUCAUUUCCAUACUUCAACUCGAUCAUUUCCAUACUUCAACUGUAAUACCUUGAAAUUUGCUUCAUCUGUUCCUGAUCCCAACUAAACUUUCAAGGUUUUCAGAUCGUUUCGUUA
Molecule: messenger RNA, 1406 nt
Organism: Panicum virgatum (switchgrass)
Lineage: Eukaryota; Viridiplantae; Streptophyta; Magnoliopsida; Poales; Poaceae
Product: tuliposide A-converting enzyme 1, chloroplastic-like
Exons: 2
Coding region: 199-1194 (331 amino acids)
Molecular function (GO): hydrolase activity
Source: RefSeq, a predicted model, not a curated record